GUUCGUGGAGUACCUUCCGCGUACGGUUUGACCUUUCACCCCAUGAUGCAGGCGGAAGUAGAAACUACUCACUAACAUCGGGAACACGGUUAGCUACCGCUGGAAGGAUGGAUACGCUAAUUCUGGAGCCCUCGCUGUACACGGUGAAAGCCGUCUUAAUUAUGGACAACGAUGGAGAAAGACUUUAUGCCAAGUAUUAUGAUGACACGUACCCUACAGUUAAAGAGCAGAAAGCUUUUGAGAAGAACAUCUUCAACAAGACACACAGAACAGACAGUGAAAUCGCCUUGCUUGAAGGCCUUACUGUCGUUUACAAGAGCAACAUAGAUCUAUAUUUCUAUGUUAUCGGCAGUUCGCAUGAAAAUGAGUUAAUGCUCAUGUCUGUGUUGAACUGUCUGUUUGACUCUCUCAGUCAAAUGCUGAGGAAAAAUGUGGAGAAGAGAGCCUUACUUGAAAAUAUGGAGGGCCUUUUCUUAGCCGUCGAUGAGAUUGUAGACGGAGGUGUUAUCCUGGAGAGUGACCCCCAGCAGGUUGUACACCGAGUGGCCCUGAGGGGUGAUGACGUGCCACUGACGGAACAGACAGUCACUCAGGUGCUGCAGUCGGCCAAAGAGCAGAUCAAAUGGUCUCUUCUACGAUAGAUCUCAGCAGUCUUUCUCUUCCACCAAGACAAUGGUGCAUUCGUCAUCACUCCUCUCAUCACUGUUGCCUUUUCCAUUUUCUUUUUUUUUUUUUUUGUUCCUUAUGUGUUUCGGUGCUGUGAUAUUGUAGACUCUUUAAAGGAAAAGAUACAUUAAAUACGCUCAUUGUACACCUUAAGAGAAGACUGAACAACAAAUGGAGUCCUAACAUUUAUGCAAACUAUCGUCCAUUUAUGAUGACUUCUGUAUCUGCAUCACUUUUCAGCAUGAAGUCAUCACUGUUAUAUAAACCGUUUCUUUUCAGUAAUCCAGACAAAGAGCGAGUGAGUACCUGCAUUUCUGUCUUUAGCAGAGACUUUCUAAUUAUUCCACCCCAAGCGGUUUUCAGUGUGUGUGUGAGGAAAUACUCACAAGGCUGUGUGAAGGACAAAUGUGAUUCAAGUACAUUCCAGUGAACCUUCCUGCUGUUUUCCAUGGUCAUGUUAUGAUUUAAAUAAAAAUGACUGUUUUGCCAUUGGGACUGUA
Molecule: messenger RNA, 1166 nt
Organism: Pangasianodon hypophthalmus (striped catfish)
Lineage: Eukaryota; Metazoa; Chordata; Actinopteri; Siluriformes; Pangasiidae
Gene: copz1
Product: COPI coat complex subunit zeta 1
Exons: 9
Coding region: 108-641 (177 amino acids)
Biological process (GO): retrograde vesicle-mediated transport, Golgi to endoplasmic reticulum; intracellular protein transport; intra-Golgi vesicle-mediated transport
Cellular component (GO): COPI vesicle coat
Source: RefSeq, a predicted model, not a curated record